This is a messenger RNA of Spirodela intermedia, 3511 nucleotides long. The record is from the annotation of a GenBank genome assembly. NCBI's taxonomy places the organism in Eukaryota, Viridiplantae, Streptophyta, Magnoliopsida, Alismatales, Araceae.
AUGGCUGAGGAUGGAAAAGAGGAGUCGGCCGCGGUGGUUGACUCUUCGGGGGAGAAAUUGCCGCAGACCUCUGAUCCGAAGAAGCGUAAAGGGAUCUUGUCACGGAUAUGGGGGAAAAUCUUUAAAGGAGGUGAAGACUACGAGAAAAGGUUGGAAUAUUUGUCCAAGGAGGAGGCGUCCGUUCAUGUCCGGUUGAAGAGAAGAGCUCAGCGUUGGCGGAAGACUGUCAGGAACAUCAUAGUCUUCUCUGUGGUCCUGGAGGUGAGUUCCUUGUUCUUCUCCUCUCACUUCGGAUCGGAGUUCGUUUGAAAUAAGUCGAGGAGACAUGGCGCUGCCUAAUGACUGGGGAUUUCCUAGAGAACAAGUAAAAUGGCCCCGAUUCCAUGGAAUUUUGCUAUCAGUUGAUUAGUCGGAGCGUCUGUUUACUUUAUUUAUGAUUCAUUUAAUUGCCUGCCUAUGAAUAAUAUGGCGAGAAACAACGUGGUCGGGCCGGCGAAUUUACUAUUGGUUUAUUGUCGAACAUGUGCAUUUGUUUAAUUAUCUACUGCCCAUUCCAGGGACUGCCUAAUGCUACGGUAUUGUUGAGUUCUUGAAAUCUGGCUUUUGUGUACAUUCAUCAUUGUAUGGCAAGCUGAAGAUUGUGGACUCCAUUUCAUAAUAUGAGAGAAUCGUUCAAAAUAUGCAAAGAUAAUAAAAACUUGUCACCAUUGCUUUGUUUCCAAUACGUGAAUAUCUAUGCAUGGACCUUACAGGUCUGUGGUUUAUGACACAAAAGGAAACAACUAAUGCAGAAGUCUAAUAUGUCACCUGUUUGUUAGAAUUCUUUUUGUCAUGGAUAGUGGAAAAUUCUGGAGUUUAUCAGAAAAUAAGGAGGAGGAUAAGAGGUCCAGUGGAUCAUUAGUAACUCUCGUUGCUAUCAACAUUGAAUAUAUUAGAAGUCAACUGUCAGUUUUGUCACAUCUAGAUAUCUGCUUUUCAUGUAAACUGGCGAACACCCAGUUUACAUUUCAAGACUUGCACAAUGGUUUAUAUGAUUGUGUCUUUAAAUCUCACAUCAUGUCUCUAGGCAUUUAUGCUCUCUUCUCCUAGUUAGAAAUUGAUGGCUUCUCUUUUUUCUUUGGUGGGAAGUAGUUUUUGCUAGAAUAUUAAUUUUCUCCUGGUCACUGUGAUAAGCCCAAUGGUCCGUUUUCCUGAGUCAAGUUUUUGAUCCUUGGUGAUAUAUACCAGGUAAUAGCCGUUGCUUAUGCUGUUCUUACAACAAGAUCAGUAGAUUUGAGCUGGCAAAUGAGGGCAUUGAGGGUUCUGCCAAUGUUUGCCUUACCUACUCUAUCUUCUGCUGUCUAUUCAAUACUUGUAAGCCUCACAAGAAUGCGUAAGUAUUUAUAAAUUAUGCACACAUAUUUAUAAAAAUUGCUUUUCCAGCCAUAUCUUCAUUUUUUUAGUUUUUAACAUUUUAAAUUUCAGGUUUUUGUUGCUCUGAGAGCUAUUUGUCUGGUUUAUUUUGAAUUUCAGAGUCGGCAGCUUGUUUUAUGAUAGAGAACGUUAAAGAAAGGUUUUGAGAGAUACUGACAUUGAACUACAGAUCCGCAUCCCUGAUUUAAUAAAAGUCUAACUCAGAGAUCUGAAAUUAUCUGAACUUUCAUCUUAGGCCCUAUGCCACUAUUUCUGUGUGAUAUUUUAGACCUAACUGCCGGGAAUUGCCUUCAGAUCGUUUAUCCACAGAUUUUACUAGGCCCUACCUCUGAAGGCCGCUUGUAAACAAGAGAGAACGUACUACGCUUGUUGUUAUGGCUUUUGUGAUCCCUUCACUCUUUAUUUUCGCUGUUACUUCCACUGUGGAGAAAGAUAUUGACGAAAAACAGUCAUGUUAAUCCAAGUGCGCUCAUUCUUCAGAGGAAGUAGUUUUAACCUUCUGGCUACUUCCUUUUUUGGUGCUCAAAUAUGUCCGCAGAAGUGUAUUUUAAGGCUCCCACCAGGAAGAAAGCAUCUAUUUGAAAAUGCCUCGUUCUGAUUAUUGGAUAGUGGCAGCGAGUUUAAUUUGCAGAAAGAAUAAAUAUAUGUAAAAAAAAUUCGAGCAGGAUUUAAUUGUUGCAACAUAAAAUUGUAAUGAGUCAUAGUGCAAAAUCGCUGGACAUGUCUAGCAUAUUUUUCCCUUGGAAAAAUAUUUUUCUUUGGAUUGGAGACGUACUACUUUUGCUCUCCUUUGCUUAUCAUUAUUUCUCCUUUUCUCAACCUCAUAUGGGGCUGCAAUGGUCUAAUGCCAUUCAAAGGGUCGAUAUUUAAGCAGACCAUUGUUCCCAGUAUUUGAUCUGGCACCCGAGUGAGAUCCCUUCCUCUGUUGAAUGGAAAAUUAGGAGGAAGACACUGAUUUGGGUGAUACAUACAAGAAAAUAUCUCUCACAUGUGGAUCGUUUUUUAAGAUUUUUUUUUUCAUCUAUAGUUAUGGAUUUAUCAUAAUAAGAAUCUUUCAUAUUUGGUUGUGUAUAGAAUCUUACAGAAUGUAUCUAUCUGUAGUUGACCAUAGGGACCGGAAGGCACUUGAAAGGUUAAGAGCUGAAAGGAAAGCAAAGAUAGAUGAACUUAAAGAAAGAACCAACUACUACACCACACAACAACUUAUUCAGGUGCUCAUUCCACCCAUUGAAUUUCUUAUCGAUAACUUAUCGGGCUCUGGCAUCUUCCCUUUGCAGGCCUUCAACUCUCUUGCCUUAUCGACUUCACCUUUUCUCUAUACAGAGAUACGAUCUCGAUCCAGCAGCCAAGGCAGCUGCUGCAGCUGUUCUGGCAUCAAAGUUGGGUGCAGACACCGGCAUGAAAUUCUUUGUAGGAGAAGAAUCAAACUCGAACAAUUCACCUGGGAAAAGCAGCCACGUUGAGCUGGUUAAAUCUGAUGGACUGCGGAAUCGGAAACAUCCCCAUAGAAAUAAAAGUGCAGAAAGUGACAAGAUCCAGACCCAACUUAUCGAUGAAAUAUCCCCUGAUCAAGAGGUUCCCGCCCAGACUCGGAAAGUCGUCGAACACGACAAAAAUCCACGAUCUGAUGACGGCGGGUGGAUAUCCCGGAUUGCUGCACUGCUCGUCGGAGAUGAUCCAACCCAAUGCUACGCAGUUAUCUGUGUGAAUUGCCGCAUGCAUAAUGGUGAGUACCUGCAAGCACUCGUUGUUUUCUUCAGUUAAUACUCGAUCAGCGGUUUGGAGGCGGAGUAUAAUCUGAUUAAAUGUUAAUGGGCCCGUUCCAAUUUGUCCAGGGCUCGCUAGAAAGGACGACUUCCCCUACAUAACUUACUACUGCCCACACUGCGACGCUUUGAACGGGCCAAGACAAUCCGAGGAGCUUGCUUCUGGUCCCAGUUCUGAGAAGACGGGCCCCCGUACCACCGCCCUGGACUACGUCAGCAACACCAACUCUGUUCUUGAAGAGGCUGAAAUCACGAGCAGUUCUGUGACUCCUGUGGAAGCCAUGGUGGGCGGAAAAGAGGAAGACCCGCCCAGCCUGCAGGCGGUGGAUUAA